This is a messenger RNA of Peromyscus leucopus (white-footed mouse), 1887 nucleotides long. It is a transcript of the gene Rbpjl, whose product is annotated as recombination signal binding protein for immunoglobulin kappa J region like. The transcript is spliced from 12 exons. Bases 89 to 1636 code for a protein of 515 amino acids. Gene Ontology annotation, cellular component: nucleus. Gene Ontology annotation, molecular function: DNA-binding transcription activator activity, RNA polymerase II-specific; RNA polymerase II cis-regulatory region sequence-specific DNA binding. NCBI's taxonomy places the organism in Eukaryota, Metazoa, Chordata, Mammalia, Rodentia, Cricetidae. Gene Ontology annotation, biological process: regulation of transcription by RNA polymerase II. The record is from RefSeq and is a predicted model, not a curated record.
GCAGAGGUGUGGAGGGUACGGAAGACAGUGGUACUAGACGUGCCCAGAGGGCAGCGAGAGAGAGAGGCUGGGGCCUCGACCAGCGGCCAUGGACCCCAUGGGGACAACAGACCCCUCGGUGCCCCCGGGCCCUUUGACUCACCUGAGCCUGCGGGACAGCUCAGAGGCGCGGCUGCAGAGCGACGGGCCAAGCCUCCUGGGGAGUUGGACCAGGUCACCCCCAGAGCAUGCCACCAUCCUGAGGGAAGGUGUGCGGACAUGCCUGCAGCAAAGAUGUGAGCAGACUGUGUGGAUCCUGCAUGCCAAGGUGGCUCAGAAAUCCUAUGGAAAUGAGAAGCGGUUCUUCUGCCCUCCGCCCUGUGUCUACCUCGCCGGUCCUGGCUGGAGGGUGAAACCAGUGCAAGACCAAGCCCACCAAUCUGUGGAGACCGGGCCCACCGUCUGUGGUUACAUGGGACUGGACGGAGCGUCCGGCAGCACUCCCGAGACGCAGAAGUUGAAUUUCGAAGAGCAGCCGGACUCAAGGGAAUUUGGUUGUGCCAAGACCCUGUACAUCUCCGACGCCGACAAGAGGAAGCACUUCCGGCUAGUGCUGCGGCUUGUGCUGCGAGGAGGCCGGGAGCUGGGCACCUUUCACAGUCGCCUCAUCAAGGUGAUCUCCAAGCCCUCACAGAAGAAGCAGUCGCUGAAAAACACAGACCUGUGCAUCUCCUCGGGCUCAAAGGUCUCCCUUUUCAACCGCCUGCGCUCCCAGACAGUGUCCACGCGCUACCUCUCUGUGGAAGAUGGGGCCUUUGUGGCCAGCGCAAGACAGUGGGCUGCCUUCACACUCCACCUGGCUGAUGAGCGCUGUUCCCAAGGGGACUUCCCACCUCAAGAAGGUUACAUCCGCUACGGCUCCCUGGUGCAGCUUGUCUGUACAGUCACAGGGGUCACACUGCCGCCUAUGAUCAUCCGCAAAGUAGCCAAGCAGUGUGCCCUCCUUGACGUGGACGAACCCAUAUCCCAGCUGCACAAGUGCGCAUUCCAGUUUCCAGGUGAUACUCCAGGAGGGGGUGGCACCUACUUAUGCCUUGCCACAGAGAAGGUGGUGCGAUUCCAGGCUUCCCUGUGUCCCAAGGAGGCCAACAGGGCACUGCUCAACGACAGCUCUUGCUGGACCAUCAUUGGCACCGAGUCGGUGGAGUUCUCCUUCAGCACCAGCCUGGCCUGUACUCGGGAACCCGUCACUCCCGUGCCCCUCAUCAACACUCUGGAGCUGAGUGGCGGAGGUGAUGUAGCCACGCUGGAGCUGCACGGAGAGAAUUUCCACGCUGGGCUCAAGGUGUGGUUUGGAGAUGUGGAGGCAGAAACCAUGUACAGGAGUCCGCGGUCCUUGGUGUGCGUGGUGCCAGAUGUGGCGGCCUUCGGCAGCGACUGGCGUUGGCUGCGCACUCCCAUCACCGUGCCCGUGAGCCUGCUGCGUGCGGAUGCGCUCUUCUACCCCAGCGCCUUCUCUUUCACCUACACCCCGGAAUACAGCGCGCGGCCGCGGCCGCCCAACGCGCACGAGCCCGCCCCUGAUGCAGACGCGCUUCUCGAGAGCAUCCACCACGAGUUCACGCGCACCAACUUCCACCUCUUCUGCCCCAGCUAGGCACCGCCCCCUGCGGCGGAUGCCCACCCACAACUGUCCCUGGAAGGGGGUGGGUGUAUAUUCGGCUUCCUUGUCCCAUUACUAUGAAAGGGCAAGAGGGAGGGAGAUUUCUCACCUGUCCUCAGACAUAUGGGAACUGUCAAUCAUGAGUGAUGUUCUAAUGCCUUCAUGGUGUGGACUAUUUCCUGGUUGUUGUUGUUAGGUUGUUUUUGUUUUUCUUUUGUUUUGUAACCUUGCAGAUCCAUCCUUCC